AUGGAUAGGAGUUGGAUGAACAAGCCUAGGAAUAGUUAUGAGUACAAAAAAGGAGUUACUGAAUUUCUUCAUUUUGCAUUCCAUAAUGCAUCUCAAUGUGGGAAGAUAUUGUGUCCAUGCAUUCACUGUGUUAAUCGUUCUUGGCAAAGUUAUGAUGAUGCUAGAGUACACCUUAUAUGUGAUGGGUUUUUAAGGGGAUAUACUAAAUGGAUAUGUCAUGGGGAGAAUCCAACCACCAAUAUGGAUCAAUCAUCUUCCUCACAACACACCACUAAUGUUCAUACUACAGAACAUGUAGAAGAAUGUAAUACUACAACCUUAAAUACAAGAAGGUCAGAUGACAUUGUAGGAUUACUACGUGAUGCAUUAGGUGUUUCUAGUCAAGGAAAUUAUAGAGUUAGACAAGAUGUCGAGGAAUUACAUUAUGAGAAAGAUAGAGUCGAGAAUGAAUCACAACUUGAUGAGAUUAAUAUAGAACAAUCAGAAGAUACUUCUAGUAGAAGGACAAGUGAAUUUGAAAAUUUAUUGAAAGAUGUGAAUGUAGAGUUAUACCCCGGUUGCAAAACCUUUUCUAGGUUAUCUUUCAUUUUGCAAUUGUACCAUUUAAAAUGCUUAAAUGGAUGGACAGGGAAAUCAUUUACAAUGCUUCUGGAGUUGUUAGUUGAUGCUUUUCCUGAAGGUACAUCACUACCUAAAUCUCAUUAUGAAGCUAAAAAAGUCAUCAAAGCAUUAGGUCUCAAUUAUGAGAAGAUUCACUCUUGCGUAAAUGAUUGUAUGUUGUUUUGGGGAGAAAGGGAGAAGCAAGAAUUGUGUCAUGUUUGUGGAUCCUGUCGAUGGGUUGUAAAGAAGAAUGAACAGUUGAAUUCAGAUGGUGACAGAGUAGAAAUGUCUUCUAUUAGGAAGAAGAAACCAGUUAAAGUUUUACGUUACUUCCCCCUUAUACCUAGGCUUCAGAGGUUAUUUGCAUCUGUUAAAACUUCUAAAGACAUGAGAUGGCAUGAAGAGGGUCGCAUAAAAGAUGGAUUACUAAGACAUCCUGCUGAUGGAAAAGCAUGGAAAGAAUUUGAUUCCAAAUUUUCAGAAUUUUCCUCUGAUGCACGGAAUGUGAGGCUUGGUCUCGCUACUGAUGGUUUUAAUCCAUUUAGGACUAUGAGCACUACUUACAGCACAUGGCCUGUUAUAUUAGUUCCAUAUAAUAUGCCUCCUUGGACAUGUAUGAAGCAAUCCUCAUUCAUUUUAUCAAUGAUCAUCCCUGGUGAGAAGAGUCCUGGAAAUGAUAUUGAUGUGUAUUUACAACCUUUAAUUAAGGAGUUAAAUCAAUUAUGGGAAGGGGUUGAGACCUAUGAUGCUUCCAUUGGGCAUACUUUCUUAAUGAAAGCUGCUUUAAUGUGGACAAUCAAUGAUUUUCCAGCAUAUGCAAAUUUGUCUGGUUGGAGCACAAAGGGAGCUUUUGCAUGUCCUUGUUGUGCUGAAUUCACAUGCUCAAGAUGGUUAUAUAAAAGUGGAAAAUAUUGCUAUAUGGGUCAUAGGAGAUGGUUACAUGAGGGGCAUGAAUUUCGAUUUCAAAAAAAUUUCUUUGAUGGUACUGAGGAAUUGCGACCAACACCUUUACGAGCUUGGGGUAGUGGUGUAGUAAAACAACUAGAUACUAUCCAAUUCACAUUGGGGAAAGUAUCUCAAGCUGGGCAGCAAAAGACAAAGAAAAAUAAAAAGUUUGGAAGGAAAAGAAAUAGAGAAGAGGAUGCUAGUGCAUUGGUUGAAGAAACAGUAGAGAAUGUGGUUGAAGAUUCUAAUAAUGCAAAGGAUUGGUGGAAAAAGAAAAGUAUUCUCUAUAGUUUACCAUAUUGGGAACAUAAUUUAUUGCGUCAUAAUCUUGAUGUGAUGCAUAUAGAGAAAAAUGUGUGUGAUAAUGUAAUUGGCACUUUAUUAGAUAUCGAUGGUAAGUCCAAGGAUAAUCUUAAGGCUCGCCUUGACUUAGUGGACAUGGGUAUUAGAAGUGAAUUACAUCCACAAAUAAGUGAAAGUGGUAAGAGCAAAUUACCUCCGGCAUCAUUUACAAUGACAAAGAAAGAGAGAGAAAUUCUUUGUGAAGUUGUGAAGAAUGUGAAAAUGCCUGAUGGUUAUGCAUCUAAUAUUUCUAGGUGUGUUAACAUUAAGGAACGCAAGAUUAGUGGAUUGAAAACUCAUGACUCUCAUAUUCUAUUUGAGUAUAUCCUUCCAUUAGCACUACGAGUAUGUGGUCCAUCACAACAAGUGACUUCUAUUGUGAUUGAGCUAGGUGCAUUUUUCAAAGCAAUAUGCUCAAAGGUAUUAGAUGUUAAUGAGCUCAUAAAACUUCAAGAUCAUAUUGUAUUAAUACUUUGUCAUAUGGAGAUGACUUUUCUUCCAUCUUUCUUCACUAUUAUGGUACAUUUAAUGGUCCAUUUAGUGGAGGAAGUGAUGCUUGGUGGUCCAGUACAUUAUAGAUGGAUGUAUCCUGUAGAAAGAGCAUAUCCUGAAGGAUCAAUUGCAGAAGGAUACAUAGCUGAUGAAUGUCUCACAUUUUGCUCAAGAUACCUUGAAUGUGUUGAGACACGUUUCAAUCGACCUUUACGAAAUCCUGAACCACCUUCAAGUGCAAGCAUUAAACAUUUGUUUAAUACCGGUGGUCAUCCUAUUGGAAAAAUUGAAGAUGUUAUCUUAGAUGACAAAUCAUUGAUGCAAGCACAUCGGUAUGUGCUGCGCCAUUAUGAUGAGAUUGAGCAUUUUCACCAAGAAUUUGUUGCUAUUGAGAGAAGGAAACGUCGUCGCCAUGUCCAUCUUGAUUCUAAUGCAUUCAAUAAGCUUAUUAAUGAAAAAUUUCAUGAUUGGUUCCGUAAUAAGGUUACGACAAUGGAUGGGACGAGUGUAUCCAAUGACAUUGUGAGUCUUGGAAUAGGUCCUAACAAGGUGGCUAAGAGAUUUUCUGGAUUCAUUAUCAAUGGAAUCCGAUUUCAUACCUCAGCUAGAGAGGAACAAAGAUUGACACAAAAUAGUGGUGUAGUGAACAUUUCAGAAAUGGGAGGAGUUAACUAUUAUGGAAGAAUACAAGAUAUCAUUGAACUAAAUUACUAUGGUGCUUUCAAAGUUGUGAUGUUCAAAUGUGAUUGGUUUGAUGUCCAUCAUAAUAUGGGUGUGAAGCAAGAUGAAUAUGGAUUCACGCUACUGAACUUUUCUCGCUUCAUACACACUGGUGAGAAAGUAGACGACGAUCCAUAUGUAUUCUCUUCUCAAGUGGAACAGGUAUUUUAUGUGCAAGAUCCUAAAAACACAAAUUGGCAUGCAGUUGUAAAGGUUAAAUCUCGAGACUCAUUUGAUGUGGUAAAUGAUGAGGUAUUGACCGAUGAAAAUUUUAUAGUGCCAAUUAGUGGUGAUAUUUCUAAUGUAGAUGACCAUCCUAAUUGGGUGAGAUCAGAUGUUUGUGAAGAUGAUAUUAUUUAUAUUUAA
Molecule: messenger RNA, 3465 nt
Organism: Hevea brasiliensis (rubber tree)
Lineage: Eukaryota; Viridiplantae; Streptophyta; Magnoliopsida; Malpighiales; Euphorbiaceae
Exons: 4
Coding region: 1-3465 (1154 amino acids)
Source: RefSeq, a predicted model, not a curated record